Molecule: messenger RNA, 1767 nt
Organism: Strongyloides ratti
Lineage: Eukaryota; Metazoa; Nematoda; Chromadorea; Rhabditida; Strongyloididae
Exons: 2
Coding region: 1-1767 (588 amino acids)
Source: RefSeq, a predicted model, not a curated record
AUGAAUAAGAAUCAUAGUGUUUUUGGCAAAACAAUACCAGAAAAAUUCAGUAUUUCUGGAAAACAAUCUUUAACAGGAAGACCAUCAAUGGUUGGGAGAGUUUCUAUAGGAAGAACUUCAACUGGUAGAUUGUCAUUGGCUCGACAGUCACUUGUAGGACAUAAUCGUACUGUUCCAGGAUCACAAAUACGUCGAAAAGCUGGACUUUCUUCGAAAGAUAUUGAAGAGAAUUCAAAGAUUCUGAGGGAAUUUGUUUUCGAUCAUAAUGUAUUUGAUGCAGAGUCUGCUAUUGUUAGCAAGGAUUUUAAUUAUGCAACAGAAUUAAAUUUUCUUGACUAUCUUCAAAUAAUUAUUUAUCAAAUUACUGACGACUAUCAAUGUGCAAAACUUGAAAAAGAUUUAAAUUUUUGGUUAUCAGCUUUUGGUAUUGAUCCUCUUCAACCAACAAUGUUUACAAAUCUUCGUAACAAUUGGAAAUAUGUUGUUGAAGGUCUUGUUAAAUUAAUAAGAGUAAUCCAAUGUCGUAAUGAUGUACAAAAAAGUAAGGAAGAUGAUGAUGAAGGAAUUUCUUUUGAACUAUGGAACGAUGCAAAUUUUCUAGAAUUAUUUUUUACUACUAUUGAAAACAUGAAUGGAUCUAACAAAUGUGAACCAGAACACUACAAGGAAGGAUUAAAAAUUUAUAUGGAUGAGUAUGUUAAAUACACUUCAGAUAUUGAUGACGAUAUUGAAUCAUUGAGAUCACGAGCUGAUUUUUUGAGGAGAAAGAAAAAUGAUCUUGAUGAAAUUCGUGCAGAAAUAGAAAAAGAGAAGUGUGCUGUAGAAAAAAUGAAAAUAGAUGCAGCUAGUUUAAAAAAAUAUUCAUGUGAUUUAGAUGAAAAUAUAAUGAAAUUUCAAGAAUUAAUUAGACAAAGUAAUGAAAAUUGUAUGAAAAAACAAGAGGAGGUUGAAAAUGCACAUAAAAAAUGGAUUGAUACUGUUGCCGAUGUUACAAAUCAACGCUUUAGCAAAGAUGAAGCUCGUGAAUAUAGUGCUAGGAAUGUACUUAUUGCAAGUCAUAUUCAAUCUAUUGAACAGCAAAAUAAGAUGCUGGAAGAGGAGUAUUCUACAAAGUUGGCUGAAGUUUCAGAACAACUAAAAGUUGUUGAAGUUGCAUCUGCUGAAUUAAUUUCUCGUGUACAAAAAUUAGACACUAGAAUUGGAGGUGAACCAUUGUUCCGAUUAAAUAAUAUCAAAUCUAUUGAUAUGUUUGGUGAUAUCGAUGCACUCUCACAACAUUAUGAUGAAAAUAUUUAUCCAGUUGUUGAAAGAUUAAUUGAAAAAAUAGAUUUAAUGUAUACAAAAAAAAAAGAAGAGGCUGUUCGUGCUGAAAAAACUCUUUCCGAAACAAUUAAAGCAUGUCAAAAAUUGUGUCUUGAGUGUGAUAAACUUGAGAUUCGUAACCAAGAUCUUGGUGAGAAGGUUAAAGCUGACACUCAGAAAAUGAAUGAAGAACUUCAAAAUGAAAUUGACAAAAAAGAAAAACUAAUUAAAGAGAUAGAAUUAGUAGAAAAUUUCUCUAGUGAUUAUAAGAACUUCGGACUCGAAGAUUUGAAAAAUGAGAUUAUUGAGUAUAAGGAAAAAUCUCAUAAAUUUAUUGAACGUAAAAAAGAAAAAUUAAAUUUUAAGAUGAGUGAAGAUAAUGAAUGUAUGAAAAGACUUGAAGUCAUGAAAGACCAAAUUAACAAAGUUCUUGUAGAUAAUAAAAGAAUUUUGCAAGAAAUUUGA